Micropterus dolomieu (smallmouth bass) is the source of this 1591-nucleotide messenger RNA. RefSeq names its product proteasome 20S subunit beta 13a (gene psmb13a). Gene Ontology annotation, cellular component: proteasome core complex. Gene Ontology annotation, molecular function: threonine-type endopeptidase activity. Bases 250 to 1077 code for a protein of 275 amino acids. NCBI's taxonomy places the organism in Eukaryota, Metazoa, Chordata, Actinopteri, Centrarchiformes, Centrarchidae. The transcript has 8 exons. The record is from RefSeq and is a predicted model, not a curated record.
GUACAGCAUCACCUGUUCACACGCGAAAUCGGUUAUCGAUCAAUUAACGCGUAAUAGGCUUUGAUGCUGCUUCGGUAGCCUAGAUAGAGGACCGGUCCGGAUUUACUUACCCCUGUGCUGACUCCUUUGACUCGAGAAUCCGUGCAGCGUUUCUCCAUUUUCACUACAAAAUCGAAAGGAAGAAGAAGAGGUGACGCUCAGAACAGCGACCUCAGGCGCACCGAGACAGAAGCCGGAGUCAGAUCCAGUAUGGCGCUAUCAAAUGUCCUCGAAACUCCUGCAGCUGGGUUUAAUUUCGACAACGCAGCGAGGAAUGCUGCGUUAGAGGGUCUUUUUAAAGGAGGACAGGCACCUAAACCUCUGAAAACAGGCACCACGAUAGCAGGAGUUGUGUUCAAGGAUGGGGUGGUGCUGGGAGCUGACACGAGAGCUACGUCCAGUGAAGUGGUGGCCGACAAGAUGUGCGCCAAGAUCCAUUACAUUUCUCCAAAUAUAUAUUGUUGUGGAGCCGGUACAGCAGCAGAUACAGAGAAGACCACAGAGCUUCUGUCCUCCAACCUCACCAUCUUCUCUCUGAACAGCGGGAGGAACCCUCGUGUUGUCAUGGCUGUCAACAUACUACAGGACAUGCUGUACAGGUAUCACGGCCAAAUUGGUGCCAAUCUUAUACUGGGAGGAGUAGACUGCACUGGGAACCACCUGUACACCGUGGGGCCAUAUGGGAGUGUAAAUAAGGUGCCUUACCUUGCAAUGGGCUCUGGUGAUCUGGCUGCUCUUGGGAUCCUAGAGGACGGAUUUAAACCCGACCUGGAGCUGGACAAGGCGAAGGAGCUGGUGCGCGCUGCCAUCCACUCAGGAAUCAUGAGUGACCUCGGCUCAGGCAACAACAUCGACAUCUGUGUCAUCACUAGACAAGGAGUGGACUACAUCAGACCCUACCAGGAGUCAGAGUACAAAGACAGCAGGAAAAUUAAAUACAAAUAUCGUCCAGGCACAACACCGGUUCUGACAGAGAAAGUUGUCCCCUUGAAGCUGGAGGUUGUACAAGAGACCGUGCAGCAGAUGGAUACAGCCUGAGCUACAACGCACAAUCACAACAAUGUUUAGCAGUAAAAGGAAAAGUCUUUUAUUUCAUUAGAUUGUUAUUCACCAGAUUUAUAAGUAGUGAAAAACCUCAAACAUUUUAUUAACACUGUCAUCAUGGUUUCUACUCUGCUGCUAUGCUUCACUGUGAUGUGGAAUAGUUCAGAAACUCUGUAAUACUGCAAGGAUACUGCAGUACCACAGUAAGCAGGAAGACUACUAUUAGGCCAUAAUGAGAAUAUUUUUAAAAACAUAUUUUUACAAUAUGGAAUAAUAAUUAAAAAUAAUUUAAUAAAAUUGUAUUUGACCCUAUUUGUUUUUUCUAAGUUUUGUAAUUGUUUGACUCAAUCACUGUUAUAUUUUAAUCCCAUCCAUCCCAACAUCCGCUGUACUUACAGUAUAAUAACAGACCCAAUAAAAAGAAAGGCUUGCUUGCUGCUUAUUUCAGAUGACAUAAACUGAAAUAACAUGUAACAAUAACUCCAUAAUAAACACGACAUUUACCUAA